AUGUCUGAAAACUGCCCUGUUACCCAAAAAGCACCAGGAUAUCUGAGACACUGCACCAAGCAACCUGUUUUCCUAAUUCUCUUCACCUGCGCAGCCAUUUCUGCCCUUCACCUGGGGAUCCUACUUCCCCCACCCCCACCCCCCACUCAACAGACAGCCUACCCGGGUCUAGCCACAGACGGACCCACACACCUCUCCACCUCGCCCCUCCCUCAGCCCCUUACAGGUACCACGCCUUCCUCUACCUGCUCUCCCCCCACGUAUCUCGUCUCCCUCCCUCCCUUCCCUCCGCUGCUGCCGGCCCGCUCGUCUCUACCAGACAAAAUCCCGCACCCCAAACCGGCGCUUCGCUCCCUCCGCACGCCGUCCUCCAGGCGCGCGCACCUUCCCCCGCAACCUGCCCCGCCGCCGCCCGCCGCCCAUCUCCUUAAACACACACCACCCCGCUCGCCCUCCCCAACUCCCCCCACGCCUCCCGCUCAGGAACUCUUCCUUCCACCUGUCCCCACGGCUCACCUGCCGCUCCAACAACAUCACCCCGACCGCUCAGGCCCCCCCAUCUCACGCGCGCUCCACCCGUCCCCGCCGACGACCCCCACUCCAAAGUCGCCCUCUUCUGCUCCCGGACCCCCUCCAUGCUCCCCCCAGCGAGGACAUCCUCCACGCCAGCCGCUCGUCCCGCUGCCGCUGCGUGAGCGCCCUGCUCACCUUCGGCCCACACGCCGUCCUCCCUCCGCCCCACCACCUGCCCCACCGUCCCCACCUCCCUCCCAAACUCCUCAAACUCCGGCCGCUCCCCGCCCCCGCCCGCCCCCCCCAGCACCUCCCCAGACGGGCACCUGCCCCGUCCCCCCACGGGCGCCCCGUCCGUCCCCGGCCCGCCCAGCGCCCCGCCGCCCUCGGGGCUCCCCGCACGCCUCCCCCCGGGGCUGCCCAAGCCUCCGGGCCUACCUCGCACACGCCUCCUCCCCAGCGCCCUCGGCGGCCGCACCACCGCGGGGCGACCCCUCGCGCCCCCCGGGCCGGGACGCCCGCGUCCCCCACUCCCGGGGCCGCGAAUCCCCAGCCUCCCCUCCGCGUCACGCCCGCCCGGCCCACCCCGACCCCCGGGCGCGGCCCCCGCCCGCCGGGACGCCCUCCGUCCCUCGCGCACACGCCCGGCCCGGCCGAAGGCCCCGGCGCUCGCGGGACGCCCUGCACCCCGCGUCCCCCGCAGACCCGACCGCGCCCCCGGGCGCCCCCGCCCGCCGCGCCCCCAGCCCCGUCCCCAACGUCCUCCAGCACCUGCCCCGCGCUCGCUCUCUCGCCCAGGCCCCCGCGCCGGCGCCCCGCACGGUCCACACCCUCCCCUCGCGGGGGCCGGCGCCCCGUCCCCACGAAGGUGAGGGAGGCUGCCCGCUGCCCUUGUGCGAGGCGGCCGGGGCGCCGCGGCGGCGGCGGCGGCCACAAUGCCGGAGCCCCGGGGGCCGGGAUCGCUCUGCUCCCCGGCCGCCGCCGCCGCUGCUAAGGACGCACAACAAACAAUGCGGGGCCCGGGCCGGCUCCGCCAACCGCCUCAACCGCCGCCUUAACCGCCGCCCGCCCGCCCGCCCGGGACGGCCCGCCGCGCAGGCGCCUGCCCCGCCGCCGCAGCCUACCCGCGCCGCCGCGCUCUGCCCGCGCCCGGUCCCCGCUCCCGCUCCGCCGCCGCCGCCACCUCGUCAGCCCGCGUCUCCAGCUCCUCAACCCAGCGGCGGCGGCUGCGGCGGCUGCUGCCCUGGUGGCGCUCGCGGCUCCGGUCUCCUCUUCGGCGGCAGCGGCGGCGGGCACGUGACGCCGCCGAGCGCGCCCAUUGGCCGGGCCGGGGGGCGGGCCCCGCGGCUGCUGGGGAACGGAAAGCCCGCCCCCUCGCUCGCCGCGCGCCCCCUCCACGCGCACUCUGCCGCACCUGAGAGCACCGGCCAGCGCCCGCUGCCACGGUGCCGCGCCGCCGCCUGCGCCAACGGCGCACCUGGGGACGCGCAGGGAGCACACGCUGAUGGCGGCUGCAUGCACCUGUGA
Messenger RNA from Phyllostomus hastatus (greater spear-nosed bat), 2040 nucleotides. RefSeq names its product vegetative cell wall protein gp1-like. NCBI's taxonomy places the organism in Eukaryota, Metazoa, Chordata, Mammalia, Chiroptera, Phyllostomidae. The coding region runs from base 1 to 2040 and encodes 679 amino acids. The record is from RefSeq and is a predicted model, not a curated record. The transcript is spliced from 3 exons.